Messenger RNA from Periophthalmus magnuspinnatus, 1684 nucleotides. It is a transcript of the gene arrdc1b, whose product is annotated as arrestin domain containing 1b. Gene Ontology annotation, cellular component: cytoplasm. NCBI's taxonomy places the organism in Eukaryota, Metazoa, Chordata, Actinopteri, Gobiiformes, Gobiidae. The transcript has 8 exons. The coding region runs from base 94 to 1374 and encodes 426 amino acids. Gene Ontology annotation, biological process: protein transport. Gene Ontology annotation, molecular function: ubiquitin protein ligase binding; ubiquitin-like ligase-substrate adaptor activity. The record is from RefSeq and is a predicted model, not a curated record.
CGGAGCAGGUGAGCGCAGCGCCAGCAUCGCUCGCGCUCUCUCUGCUGCGCUCUCAUUACGCGCAGACUGUCCGCCGUAGCGCGCAGAGCAGACAUGGGCAAACUGCAAGAAUUUGACAUCACUUUCACCAACAACAAGGUGGUGUACAGCCCGGGGGAGUCUAUCACGGGAACACUCAAAAUAAGGACGGCCAACUCGCUGCAGUACAAAGCGAUCAAGGUGAACUGCCAGGGCUCAUGUGGAAUCUCCAACAAAAUGAACGACGCGGCCUGGGCGGUGGAGGAGCAGUACUUCAACAGCACCCUGUCUGUGGCUGAUAAAGGGACGUUAUCCUCCGGAGAGCACACAUUCCCAUUCCAGUUCGUCAUUCCAGCUGCUGUGCCCACGUCAUUUGAAGGUCCGUUUGGGAAGAUCGUGUACCGCAUAAAGGCCGCCAUCGACACACCGCGCUUCUCUAAAGACUACAAAGCCCAGCGCCAAUUCUACCUCCUCAACCUGCUCAAUCUGAACCACGUCUCCGGCGUAGAGCAUCCUAGCUACGCUGUGGUCACUAAAAAGUUUAACUACCUGCUGGUGAAGACAGGGACACUAAUGCUGAAGGCCCGCAGUGACCUGAGGGGCUACAUCCCAGGACAGGUCAUCAGACUGUCCACAGAGAUCCACAACAAGUCCGGGAGGGACACGGGCUGUGUGCUGGCCAGCCUCAUACAGAAAGUGACGUACCGGACCAAGCGGCCGGUGAUGGACUUGCGCACCAUUGCGGAGGUGGAGGGGGCGGGGGUGAAGGCGGGCAAACACGCCGAGUGGAGAGAGCAGAUCAUUGUACCUCCCUUGCCCCAGUCUGAGCUCGCCGGCUGCAGCCUCAUCCACAUCGACUACUUCAUUCAGGUAUCGCUCAAAUCCCCUGACACUGUUGUGACCCUGCCCAUCCACAUCGGGAACAUCGCCGUGAACCUGUCCCCAACCAGAGUCCCAGACCCCGUCCCCUCCAGUCCUGUGGGCGUGGCUCCGAGUGCUCCGCCCUGUGAGGACAACCUGGGUGACCUCUGUGCGGGGGGCGUAGCCAACGAGGAGAUCCCCACUAAGAGCCACUCCCAGCAGGACCCAAGCGGGCAGCCCGUCACCAUGUUGCCUGGAGCGGCACUGCCCCCUGCAGGGUUGUACCCCGACCUGUCUGCACAGCUCUUCUGUUUGUCCACGGGAGCCACCAUUCCUUUCUUCACCGAGGGAAGUGACAUCACACCCAUCCCCACGUCCUGCUCCCUCAUCCUACCCCCCGAGUAUAGCAGCUGGGACUUCCCUCAAGAACCCCCUCCCACAUAUGAGGAGAGCUGCAGUACGGCCAACUCCACUCCAGUCAACAGCAGACAGUAAACUAAAGCAGUGUCAUCAGGCCCCGCCCACAGACCCCUCGGGGCCAAUCAGGACCCCUACUGUCUGGAUGCAGGUCACCGCUCUAAAGACUCUCCUGUUCUCAGACAAUGACUUUUGAAUAUUGUUCUCACUGACAGCAGGUGAACUACACUGUGCCUACACCAGGAGAAUGGGGCUGAUAUGGGAUUUUUUUUGUUGUUGUACUUUGAUGCCUUCAGAAAUUUUGAGCCCAAAAACUCAGAAAUUCAUAUUGUUUUGUCAUAAAUUUCUGUUUUGUUUCUCUGUAAGGACCAAUAGAAACCUUUCUUUU